UAAGGGUGAAAGUGAGACUGGGGACCCGCGUGUUUAUUAACGGCGCUGAAGAUCACCCGGGGUACGAAAUCCGGGAAAUUUGCGGACUCCAGUUGCAGCGCUUUUGAUUGGGCACGCAUGACGCAGCUUGGCUCAGCUGAGGCUCGGCGCCAACCUGGGAACUUAGCGAUUCGCGCAGAACUACCCGUGUUUGCGCCUCAAACACCGUGUUGUUUGUUUUCGUUCUCCGCAUCCCGAGACCCGGUUGCUGACCCAAGGUAGCAGCACAACUUCACGUUCCCCUGCAGCGUCAGCUCUGAUCGUGCACAUCUCCAGAGCGAGUUCACAUCACAGUUGUCAACUUUGCAAGGAAGUGUACAAUCAACACUUUAAAGAUCGAUUGAAUGCAAGCCGCACUAUCGAGGACCGCAUCCAGGAGGUAUUCAGACUACAAUCAAGACUCCAGUUCCAUUUUAUCUGCGAACUGCUCCGCCAGGACGUCUGGCUCAGCCUCCUUUAGGUCACCCUUGGCCUGCACUGCCUCGGCGGCAUGGGGGAACCUCACAAUCAGACCAGCGACUACCUCCACGAACGUCUCACACCAGGUUAACUCGAUGUCAGGGUGCGCAGUGUACGUACCUUCGCCGCUAUGAAGCAGUUGAUCUUUCCUUGCCAUGACCUUUGUGCAAGUCCUCCAGUAAAAAGACAGCGACCAUGGUGUGCCUACCGUCCGGAUGUUUUGGAAUUCGCCGCUAUGCUCGACCUCGCGGAGGUAGCAGCAGGCCAUGUCA
Messenger RNA from Macroventuria anomochaeta, 770 nucleotides. RefSeq lists its product as uncharacterized. The transcript has a single exon. The coding region runs from base 384 to 632 and encodes 82 amino acids. Lineage: Eukaryota; Fungi; Ascomycota; Dothideomycetes; Pleosporales; Didymellaceae. The record is from RefSeq and is a predicted model, not a curated record.